UAUCCAGCGCAGAUCAAGUGUUUGAGUCUAGUUUUAAAAUAUUUAGUAAAUCAAAAAAAGUUUUUGCUUAACUUUUAAUAUUUUGAGAUAACUUUUAAUAUAAUAAAUUCCUUUACUUAAAUUAAAUUAAAAUGAGGAAUACAGUACUACAUUUCGUAAUUUUGACUAUUUUGUUACAAAAAUCGGACUCCAAGUCUAUAAAAAAUUUGGACAUCGGCAUCAACGUUGACGAAAUUGAGAAUGGGACAACUUAUAAAUUAACGAGCAUGAGUGACGGCUUGGUUAUUACCGUGUUACCGGAUGGGACCGUGGUCUCGGAUGAAUGGAAAGGUCUCGAGGAACAAAAGUGGACCAUAUUUGAGCAUCCGAGCGACAUAUUUGCCGUGUUAUUUGUCAAUUACGCCGUUCCUUUCAAUGACUUCAGUGGUUAUGAAAAAUUGGAGGGGGAAACUCGUCCCAUAUUUCCGAAUCCUCUAUACCUGAAUAACCACAGAAUAAUGGCAGAUCUGAAAAAGAAUGUCAUCGUUGGAAACGAGGAAGACGUCCCAUGGCAAAUACUGGUAGACAAUCGCUGGUGUUUGCAAAAUGUUGGCCAAUGUGAACCAUUUGUCCCAUAUGAAUGCGAGAUUGAUCCGGCUCCAUAUCAAUUUUGGGAACUGGAGAUUGUUCAAUGACGAUUUGGCUUGAUCUCAUUACAUGAUAUUUUUUAUAUUUAUACAAUAUUUGCAUAUGUAACAUGAUAUUUUUAUCUCGAUAUAACAUUUAUUUAACACGAUAUAGUAUUUAUUAUGUAACGUAUACCAUUGUGAGGCAAAUACAUAUAUAUAAAUUGAAAAAAUUAUUUCGUAUCCUAGUGAAUAAUGCAUCAGCAUUAAAAACCUACUAUAUAUUUAUGUAGGUGAGAUGUCGACUUCACCUUGACAAAGUGGGAAACCAAUUUAAUUAAGGCUAUAAAUAAAUUUAAUUUUAAUAGUCUUGUACCACAGAA
Messenger RNA from Folsomia candida, 988 nucleotides. RefSeq lists its product as uncharacterized. Bases 132 to 674 code for a protein of 180 amino acids. Lineage: Eukaryota; Metazoa; Arthropoda; Collembola; Entomobryomorpha; Isotomidae. The record is from RefSeq and is a predicted model, not a curated record. The transcript is spliced from 4 exons.